AGCACUAUCAACAAAAGAAAUGCCAAACUGGGGACUUAGACUGGGACAGUCAUUAACAGAACCCUGAAGAAUCAGGUCUCUGGGCAACAGGCCAGAUGACCAAUCAUGUCCUAGGCCUGGGGUUAUUGUCCAAGGUAAAUGUCUCUAUGACUACCAAAACCUUGACGACUAAAGUAAACAGAAGAUCCUGCUCAGACCAAGAUCUUAUCAAACAAGUCCGAAGACAUGUCUACAGAAAAGGUGUCAAAAAUAGAAGAGAAGUUUCAAAACACCCCAGGAUCUAAGAAGAUUGACAGGUGGCGAAAUUUGCAUACUCAGUGUCUGUGGCAGAUGACCCUGAGUCAGAGGAGAAAUCCAUACGCCGUCCUCAGGAUGCAGGAAAUCAUGCAACAGGAAUUGGUACUGAGCAGCAAGGAACUGCUGAGGGUUCGGCAAGCUGCCCUGCACCAGUUACUGGAAAAGGAGCAUCAGCAGUACCAGCAGGAACUCAAGCAGAUGGGUAAAGCGUUCUAUGUGGAGAGGAUGUGAUGAACCCCAACACACACCAAACCUGCCAAGCUCACCUCCAGAGCCCGACCACUUCGAGCCUCCUUCCUCAAAACUCCUGGAUCUGUCUAGCCUCUGCUCUUACUCCACUUCUCACUCUCACAUCAACCCCUGUUGCUCCGGAAAGCAAGUUGUGGAACAAUGGUAAAGACACGAGUGACGCCUUGUGGCCAGAAUGAGAGACACCGAUGAUGUCAGAAAGGGGAGGGAAGGUGGCGAGGUGGAAAAUGUUACUUAGAGGAUGCUGAUUUAAUAAAUAAAGUUAGCUUCUAAAGGUGCA
This is a messenger RNA of Sorex araneus (European shrew), 826 nucleotides long. RefSeq names its product cilia and flagella associated protein 141 (gene CFAP141). The coding region runs from base 226 to 528 and encodes 100 amino acids. The transcript is spliced from 4 exons. Lineage: Eukaryota; Metazoa; Chordata; Mammalia; Eulipotyphla; Soricidae. The record is from RefSeq and is a predicted model, not a curated record.